This is a messenger RNA of Antechinus flavipes (yellow-footed antechinus), 945 nucleotides long. Its product is annotated as olfactory receptor 51V1-like. The record is from RefSeq and is a predicted model, not a curated record. NCBI's taxonomy places the organism in Eukaryota, Metazoa, Chordata, Mammalia, Dasyuromorphia, Dasyuridae. Gene Ontology annotation, molecular function: olfactory receptor activity; G protein-coupled receptor activity. The coding region runs from base 1 to 945 and encodes 314 amino acids. Gene Ontology annotation, cellular component: membrane. Gene Ontology annotation, biological process: G protein-coupled receptor signaling pathway. The transcript has a single exon.
AUGUCCAUUGCACUGGUUAUCAAUUCAAGUUCUAACUUUCUGCUGACAGGUUUCCCUGGCCUGGAGUGGGCCCACCACUGGAUCUCUAUCCCAGUCUUCUCAGUCUAUCUGGCUGCCAUAUUGGGCAAUGCCACAAUCCUACACAUUGUCCGCACUGACCCCUCUCUGCACCAGCCAAUGUAUUACUUCUUGGCAAUGCUGGCAAGUACAGACCUAGGCCUAUGUGUGUCUACCAUGCCCACGGUGCUGGGGGUUCUGUGGCUUGAUCUCCGUGGCAUCCACCUCUAUGCCUGUGUCCUCCAGCUCUAUAUUGUCCACUCCUUCUCCUUCAUGGAAUCAGCCAUGCUCUUUGCCAUGGCCUAUGAUCGUUUUGUUGCCAUCACCAACCCACUGAGGUAUCCCACCAAGCUCACCAGCUCCCGGGUGGUGAAAAUCACAGUAAUAUUGGGGUUCCGGAGCACCAUGCUUAUCAUACCUCCAGUUUUACGAUUGCUCUGGUUCUCCUACUGUCGCCAUAACACCCUCUCCCACUCUUACUGCUUGCAUCAGGAUAUGAUCCGCCUUUCCUGUUCCAAUACAAAAUUCAAUAGUUUGUAUGCCUUGACUGUGAUCUUACUCUCCAUGGGCUCAGACUUCCUCUUCAUUCUGCUCUCCUAUGCCAUGAUCUUUCGCUCAGUUUUGGCCAUUGCUUCUCAUAAGGGACAGCUCAAGGCCCUUAACACAUGUGUGUCUCACAUCCUGGCUGUCCUGUGUUUCUAUGUCCCGGUGUUGGGCCUGUCCAUCGUGCACCGGUUUGCUAAGCAUUCCUCACCCAUAAUACACAUUGUGAUGGGAAAUGUGUACAUCCUCUUCCCACCACUAAUGAAUCCUGUCAUCUAUAGCAUUAAGACCCAACAAAUCCGCAGGGCAAUUGUCAAGGUGAUCUCUUUGAGAGAGGCCAGAUAA